Somion occarium is the source of this 1828-nucleotide messenger RNA. The record is from the annotation of a GenBank genome assembly. NCBI's taxonomy places the organism in Eukaryota, Fungi, Basidiomycota, Agaricomycetes, Polyporales, Cerrenaceae.
GCAUCGAAAACAGUUAUUUGCUCGCAAACACGCUUAGUGACCUGUUCGAAUUACAUGUCUCCUAGACACCGCUCUUCGGAUGGACCCAGACUAUAGCCAACACCUGACUGUCCAUUAUCAUGGCCCCACUAAUCAACCACCUCCCGAGCGUGCCUCCUUGCUAGCUUAUGGCAGAGAGGCGCUGGAGUCUGCAGUAGGUAAGGAAGGUUGGCAUUCAGUGGUACUCCAUUUAGAUCAUGCAAUAUUUCGUACGUGCACGAUAAUUAUCUCUGGUCAAUCAUUGAAACCGAGCUUAUUCGCAGGCUUGCGAAGUAACUGCUAUGAAUAUGCGCUGCGUCCGCCACUUCUCCACAGUGACGCAAAGGAGCAGACCCUUCGUGAUUGGAACGACGAAGUCUCCGAGAUGGAGGUCUUCAGGACAGAACAACUGGAAGAAUUCAAAUCAACAACUCUCAAUUUGGAACUCUCCAGAGCUUCUGUCUCUUCGUCUGCAGAAGUCAGUGCUGGAUUGCUCACGCCUCCAAGCACCGCACUCGGUGUCUUGCGCAAGGCUGGUAGCAAAGAUCGUCGAGAACCUGCCGAAGGGAAUCCCGUCAAACGUCGUCGCCUUGACUCAAGUUCUCUUUACAAAGUCAUUGAACGUGUGCGUACGAUCAAAUGUUUGAGAAGGGUUGUCAAAGCUAACAACAUGACAUGACUGUAAAGCCUCACCUGUACACAAGCCCAAAGAACCUUGCUGUAUCACUCUCAUCACUAGAGCCACACACCAAGUUCUACAAAGGAUCGCAGCCAAUGGCCAUUCCACCCUAUACCCUAGAGGAUGUAUGGGAUCUCUUCGAAGACCAAUUUGCCCGAUGUACUUGGGUCAUUCCAAUCCGCGGUACACCGCCGUGGCCUGAUUGUACGGCCGCCGCCAUCCUACAAGAAUACUCUGAGGGUCCAUGUGAAUCCGCACAAGAUAGUUCUGCGGCAGUCCUCACUUCGUCUGAGAUCAUCUGGACGCGAGAUGCAUUGCGGUCUUUCUGGUCAUUUCUUCUUCAGCUCAGAGAGGUGCAAUCUCUUGGACCCAUCUCCUUGUCUUUUCAUGCCGCUCCGGUAACCCACAUUGAUGCCAAAGUGACCGAUGGUACAAGCUCGAUCACCACCGGUAGAAGACCAUCAGCGCCUACUUUGCUCGAUACGGAUCAUAUCAAAGUUUACCACGAUGCGCGGUACGCUGUGCAUUUGCGAAAUGUACUCCGUGCAUGGUCGCAUACGUAUAAUCAACCAGUGACCGGCCCCGGAAAUAACAAAGCGUCCACGCAAUCUGAACUUGCAGCGGCAUCGGCAUCGGCAGGCUCCUCCUCUGACAAAGGGAGUGAGGCGAAAGUCCGGUUGCUGAAGAAUGUUCGGCUUGUCUUGUUAGAUGAGCAAUGUCAGGGUAUUCUCACUUGUUAAGACCAUCAGGGACCAGAUGAACGUGAGUGCACGUCAAUUCAGUUGCACUCACUUGUCAUCGUGCCGACAUGCAGUAUGCGGAUACCCCCACCUACGCGCACCGCAGUUCACACCAGGCUUGAGAGGUGAAAUUCCAGGUUUGUUAAGCUCUACUUCAAAUUCUUACCUUCGUGCGACCAGAACCACAGUAUUGGAACCGACGCCGUGGGCUUGAGAGAAGACAAGGGUUCAAUGGUAGCCCUCUCACUUGGUUACGAACAUCGCUACCUGUUCUUCGUCCUUGGGUUUUCCAGUGCCAAGGUUGCCCUCUCGGUAUCCAAGUAACCUUUGGGGAUGAUGCUCCGAAGGUUAUGGUUUUCGGCUCCUUAAUGCCUUGAGAAUACAUAGAAGA